Molecule: messenger RNA, 3529 nt
Organism: Clarias gariepinus (North African catfish)
Lineage: Eukaryota; Metazoa; Chordata; Actinopteri; Siluriformes; Clariidae
Product: protein artichoke
Exons: 1
Coding region: 7-3504 (1165 amino acids)
Molecular function (GO): protein binding
Source: RefSeq, a predicted model, not a curated record
UGAAUCAUGCUUACACACUUCAGUGUAUUAAUGACCAUCAUUGCAGUGGGUGAUGCAUGUGUAAUGUCUUGUGAGUGUGCAGACACCACCACCAUCAAUUGUUUAAACAAGAAUCUGUUGGUGCUGCCUCUUCCUUUGCAAGGUACCAAGAACCUCUUUGUUAGUAACAACUACAUCAAGGAUCUCCCCAGUGAAGGUUUAGAAGAAUUACACAUCCUUGAUCUUACCGACAACAACCUUAGCGAAUGGCUUACUGGUACUACCAGACUACCCAAAAUGACAAGCCUUACUCAGCUGUUUCUAAGGGGAAAUAGACUUAGCACUUUUGCGCCUGGACUAUUUCAAGAACUGAAGAAUCUGACUUACUUGGAUCUCGGUGAAAACCAUGUUGAAAUUAUCCCAAAGGAGCUCCUCCAAGGUCUGAGCCACCUGCAAACUCUUAUUUUGAGGCUAAACCGGAUACAUACCCUCUCCUGUGGAGCUUUUAAAGAAUCACCUCAACUUAGGGAGAUCCACCUGAACAGUAAUAAUAUUGAGGUGCUAGAUAUGUGUGUGUUUGAAAACUGUGUCAACCUGAGCAGGCUGUUCCUGUCCAACAACCGUUUGAAAAGUAUAAAUCAAGAGACUUUCCGAGGAGCACUUGGCCUGAUUCACCUUGAUCUCAGUAACAACAUGCUUACCAAAGUUCCCACUGAUGCCCUUAAAUACACCACUAACCUCAACAGCCUCUACCUGCAGAAAAAUGCCAUCAUGUCAGUUCCUGGAAAUGCUUUCAAUGGACUAUCAGCAUUAAGAAACCUGGAUCUAAAUAACAACCGCAUUCAGAUUUUAGCCGCGACUUCUUUCAAUGGUCUUUACCAGCUUGGUGAACUAGAUUUGAGUUUUAAUCAGUUGCAAAACCUCUCCUCGCAGGUAUUUCAAGCUCUAGGCAAACUAGAAAACCUUAAUUUAUAUCAUAAUGCGUUGGCAUUUCUUCCAAAUGGGCUGUUUAAUAAUUUGAAAAAGUUACACGAACUACAGCUUGACAAAAAUAAUAUUCGGGUCAUUCCUCCAGAUCUAUUUCAGCCACUUUCAAAGCUCAGGUUUUUACAACUUGACUAUAAUCAUAUCUCAGAGCUCAAUUUAUCCUCAUUUGCAACAAUGAGAAAGCUUAAAUACCUUGAUCUAAGCAACAACCAUUUGAUAAAGGUUUCAAAAGGUAUUUUACACAAGGCACCCUUGAUGCUUGAUGUCCAACAGCAAUCCUUACAAGGAAGUUCUGCACUUAGUGAACUUAUCCUGAGCAAUAACAAAAUUCAGGCGAUAGACAAGCAGGUAUUUGAAAACUACACCAAUUUGAAUAAACUCUGCUUGUCCAACAACCGUUUGAAACAUUUAGAUGAAGGAACCUUCAGAGGUGCACUGGACCUGACUCACCUUGAUCUCAGUAAAAACAACCUUAUCUCUGUGCCCAUCGAUGCACUUAAGGAUACCCCAAAUCUCACAAAUCUUCACUUGCAGGACAAUAAGAUCAAAUUCAUCCCUGAAAAUGCCUUUUUAGAGCUAUCUGCAUUGAAGAAAUUGGACUUGAGCAAUAAUGACAUUUUACAUUUAAAUGAGAAGUCUCUGAUGUCUUUGUACAAUCUUGUGGAGUUAGAUCUGAGCUCCAACAAGCUACAAAAUCUGCCAAGAUUUCUUCAAGAUCUGGGGAAACUGAAGAUCCUAAAAUUGCACCAAAAUAGUCUUGAAUCGCUUCCCAAUGGUGUGUUCAACAACUUGACUGAAUUAACUGAACUACGACUUGAUAGCAAUAAUAUUUCUGACUUCUUACCGGAUCUAUUCCAUCCAUCAACUGAGCACAGAGAUGCACACAUCACCAAAUUUAACUCAUCCUCAUGCUCAGCACUGACAAACAACCUCCUGACAAAAAGUUCUACAGAUCUUUUCAACAUUACCCUGCCAUCCAAUAAGGAUGUUAAAUCGCUAGCCUUACUAACAGAUACUGAACUUAUUGAUCUUUUAUUCAGUAAUAAAUCUGAGAUAUUAGAUAUGAACUGCACCACUGCAAUCAGGCUUUUUCUCUUUGACAAUCACUUGAAAAGUGCAGAGAAAGGGACUUAUAAGCAAACACUGAAACUGACUGAUCUUGAUCUCAGUAAAAACAAGCUCACUACUAUCCCCAUUGGUGCCCUUAAGUACACUACCAAUCUCACCAGUCUCAACCUGCAUAAAAAUGCUAUCUCCUUUGUUCCUGGAAAUGCCUUUUCUGGACUAUCGGAAUUAAGAACAUUAGAUUUAAGCAAAAACCAACUGGGUAUUUUGAAAGAGGACUCUCUGAUAGGUCUUUUCCAGCUCAUUGAACUACACUUAAGCUUCAACCAACUGAAGGAUCUCCCUUCAAAUCUCUUCCGAGAUCUGGGCAAGCUUGAGGUGCUUCAUUUAUACCACAAUGCUCUGGCAUCACUUCCAAGUAACUUGUUCAACAAUCUGACCAAAUUAAGAAAAUUAGUGCUUGAAAGAAAUAAUAUUUCUGUCUUGGUACCAGAUCUAUUCCGCCCAAUGACCGAGCUCCGAGAAUUACAUUUGGAUAACAACCGCAUCUUUGAGGUCAACUCAUCUUUAUUUAGACCACUGACAAAGCUGCAGCAUAUCUAUAUGAACAACAAUGAAAUUAUGAAAAUUCCCAAACACUUUCUACACAAAGCACAAAAUCUGAAAGAGCUACAUCUGAUGAACAAUGAUAUACAUUUCGUUUCAUCAUUUGCUUUCAAAGGUCUUAACAGACUCCGUUCUCUAAGACUCAGCAGCAACAGUAUUUCCCGUCUCCCUCCUGGGAUGCUGACUGGCCUAGAUGAACUACGGGAACUCUGGCUUAACGAGAACCUGAUAGAGAGGCUCCCAACUGGGCUUUUUACAGGACUUCAAAACUUGAAAAUACUCGACUUGGCCAAUAAUGUGUUGAUUUCGCUAUCCACCGAUGAUUUUAAAGACUUAACAGCAUUAAAAGAAUUACACCUGAGUUUCAAUAAACUCAAUAAACUUCCAGGGGACAUUUUCAGGACAUUGGGCCGGUUACAGAAGCUCUUCCUGCAAAAUAACUUCCUGUCCCACUUACCCCCAACAGUGUUCUCUCCUUUGACCUUUUUGCAAGAGCUUGAUUUGGAUAACAACAAACUCCAGUAUUUUCCUGCUGCACAAUUUCAAGACCUGAAGAACUUGAGACAACUACAUCUCGAAUCGAACCUAAUACAGUCACUGGAUAAGGGGACCCUGGAGGCUCUUACUGAGCUGAAAUCCAUAUAUCUCAGUGCUAACCCAUGGGACUGCUCUUGUGUAUCUAAUACGUAUGUCAGUGCAUGGAUCGCUAUGAACAGGCAGUUAGUAAAGGGUAAUCCCACCUGUGCCAAAAACCAUUCUCUUCCUGUCUCUCAUUUACAGCAUUGUGUCAGUGUAGCACAUUUCUCUGCAGGUAAACCACACGUGCAGAUGAUGACUAUUCUGACAGUUUUCAUUGUGUAUGCUUAAACUCUGCAAGAUCACUGUUAGUUGA